GUCUCGAACUCAUCCACAAAAAUUUCUACCAAAGCACAUCCCGGUGUGGAGGCUACCGAGUUUUAAGCAAAAAAAAAAUUAUCUAGGGGAUUGGAUUAUCUCAAUAGGUAUAUGGAAAUUAGAAAAAGAAUGGAGUUGAUAUGAACCAGGAGCCUGUUUAGAAUAGGGUGCUUCGCCUCACAGUGAAUUGGAUCUAUUUAACAAUAAAGGCUUGAUUUCGAGUAGGGAAUGGCUCAACAUAUACCGCAACUCAGCGAGAAAUAUCGAUGUGUGAUCUCAAAAUCAAAAGGAGACAUAGAGAGUUUGUUGAUGAGAUAAGCCUAUUUCUGCUCUUAUUAUUUAGCUUGUUUUGAAUGUGGAUUUUCCCUUUCAUAGGGUUAGCUUGCUUUGUUGGCAUCAUACACUGGUUAAUCCAGUACUUCAAAUCACAGGGAACAAUGGCUACAUCUGUGGCUAUUCAUCAAUCAGCGGGGGAAGAUCAGGUGGUUGAAUUCUCAGCAAAGGACACUGCUUCUGGCAUGCAAUGGGCCAAAUUGAGUCUCUUGGGUAGGCUGUUCAUGGAGAAUCCUCCAAUCCUAUAUGUGAUUGGCAAGAUAGUCAAUGGAGCAUGGGAAAUGCUCUGCAAUUUAUGAUUUUGGAAGAAGAGAUGGAUUGUUGCACUUCUUUUUUGUUGAUGAAACAGAUAGAGACUGAAUUCUCUAACGAUCCCCAUGAUUGGUGAAAGGUCGUGCUUUACAUCUCCAUCUCUAGACCCCAAUCACGCUGGCAAUGGUGGAUUCCUUCAUUCAUGUCCGUUUUUGGGUUCAGAUGUGGGGCAUUCCAACUCAUUGUAGAAUGGUGACCUUUGGACAGAGUGGCUGGCGCAAAAUUGGACAAGGUCCUAGAUGGUGGGAAUUUUACAAUUGGGGGAGAACUGAGACACUUCAUCAAGACCUGAGUGAUAGUGAAUGUCCUUUAACCUCUACGAUCCCAAAUUUUUGCGACUAACCCUAUGGUAGGGAAAUUUUGGGUUACUUUGGUUUAUGAAUUUCUAUCGCUCUUAUGCUACCACUGUGGGCGGUUGGGACACACAACGCCAAAUUGUAGCUUUCCUGAUCCGACUGGGAUUGAGCAUUAUGGACUGAAGUUAACAACAAAUAUUAUUGGGCAUCGAUCGGGGAGCAAUCAUUAAUCCCCUUACAUUUGCUGCCGCAAACCCAAAAAAUAGAUUGGGUUAAUCCGACAAUUGGAGGUGCGACACCGAGGAAGAAGGAAGUGGCGAUUGAAGGAGCGGCACCGAGAAAGGAGGAAGUGAUGAAUAAGAUAGGGGAGGCUGAACAGGGGCACUCAGUUGUGUUAAAAUCCCAGUCGAGAAGGAUAAGGCUAACCUACCCGCAAAUAUGUAGAAGCUGAAGGGACCUUCUACUAGAACAGAGUCACAGUGGUUGAGCUAAGGAGGGGAGACGUGAUAUAAAGAUGGAGAAGUAUCGAAUGGUUGGUUCUGGUAACGAUAGAAGUAACAAACUUGUUGCCAAAGGAGAAACAGAGCUACUGGCAUGGAAAUGAUUUGAACCAGGAUCAUCUGAUGCGAGACGUGGAAGGGUAGAGACAGAAGGUGCAUGAAGCAAAAGCUUUGUGUGGGCACAAUUAGCUGCCAAAUACUAUAAUGAAUAACAUGGAGAACAUGUUGUGAAAAGAAGUUACAAGGAGGAAGGAACUAUAAGGAGGUUUUCAUGAUGGUUGUUCAUGAAGAAGGAGGAGUGGAGGAGCGUAAGCAGCCUGCAAAUGAGAUGGAGAACAUUUAGUUUAACCCGACUCUGAUUAGGAAGUUGUGUCUUGAAGAGUCAAAUGUGCAGGAGACUAUUACUACUAAUCAGGUGGAAAAACCCAACUAGAAGUGGUCUCAAUAUCCCAAAUGAAGAUUUUAGCAUCGAACAAAGGGGUAUUUGACCAUCAAUUAUGUUCAAAUCACUUGUGGUGUUGAAAAUAAUAAUAUUGAUAGUAGUCGUUAUGUGGUGGUGUUUGUGGAUUUCUCCUCUGAUGCUAAUAUUCGAUCCCAACAAGUAAAUGUGGUGAAACUGUAUUGUCAAUAAAUAUUAAUCCCUUACAUUUUUUAGGGAUAUGAAUUGUGUUUUGACGACAGCUGAAAAGGAUGGUUGGUUGCCAUGGGAUCCUCAGACCUCCAUGACAAUUUGAGACAUCAUAAACCAACUCGCGUUGUAGGAUGAGAGCUUUGAAGGGUCACAAUUCAUUUGGACGAAUAGGUGGGUGGGUUCAUCAUGAGUGAGGGAGAGACUCGACCGAGUAUUGACUUCAUUGCUGUGGAUGGAUAGGUUCCCACAAAAUAUGGUUAAUCAUGAUUAUGACAGAUAAGCCUUAUGUUCAAGUGGCACACCCUCUAUUUUGAUUUGAUGCGACAUAGGUUGAUAAUUCGGAAGUCCUGCUUAUGGUAAAAUAUGUAUGGAAUCAACCGUGUGAAGGGUCGCCCAUGUACAGGUUCUGGUCUCAUUUGAAAGCUUUAAGACAUUUAUUGUACGAUUGGAGCAUCUCGGGGACGUGUAAUUCUACUAGAAAUAUCAGGAUUUUGCAGAAUGAAAUCUAGAGUCUUAA
This is a messenger RNA of Linum trigynum, 2589 nucleotides long. Lineage: Eukaryota; Viridiplantae; Streptophyta; Magnoliopsida; Malpighiales; Linaceae. The record is from the annotation of a GenBank genome assembly.